AUGUUUGCAAGUGCGCAUGCCCAGAGAGAGCUGGAGCGCCCGCCCGCGAUGGAGUUGGCGGCGGAAGAGAAAGAGGCGGAGGCUCGUCGUCUGAGGAGCUGCUUUGUGGAGCAGCUGCAGGCACGGGCAGCUCGCGCGGAUGCUGCAGUCGAGAGAGAGCAGCUGCUAUGCCAGAGACUGCGAGCUGACUUCGAGUACAACCUGCAGCUCGUGGAGGAGAGAGAUGCAGAGCUGGCCAGGUACGAGGCUGCAGUGGCUGAACUCAGACAAGCAGUCAACUUACUAACUGCAGAGAGCAGUGAACUGAAGGUGUGUUUAGCAGAAAGAGAGGCAGAGCUAGACAGAGAAAGAAAGGAAAGGCAAGAAAUGGUGGCCUGUCUACAUGCAGAGAUAGAGGAGAGGAGACGGACCGAGAGGGAGGUGGUAGACGAAGAGAGAAGAAGAUGUGAGCAGACGAGGAGGGAACUGGAGGCAAGGCUGAGGAAGGUAGAGGGAGAAGUAGAGAGAACGAGAGUUGAGGUGACUGCUCAGUUUGAAGAAGAGGCUCACAGAACGCAGCAGCAGCACAGAACACAGGUUGAGCAGCUGGAGGGGACGGUAAUGGAGGCUCAGUCUCAGGUGAAGUGUAAAGACAGAGAGUUGGAGCGGCUGAAACAGUGUCUCCUAGCAGCUGAGGCCGACAAGAAGGGUCUAGAGGAGAGAAUUGGCGAAUUGGAGAGACAGAAAAGGGCUCGGGAGUGGGCGUGGCAGGACAGACUAGCUGCCAUGGAGACAGACACUGGGAAAAUAAGAGGAGAGUUGGAGCUGAGUUUGGAGAGAUUGACAACUUCUCAUUCUCACCUUCAGCACAAGUGCUGUGAGCUGGACCGACAGGCUAGGGAGAAAGCACAGUGUCUGCAGGUGGCCAAAGAGUGUUGGGCAGAAAGAGAGAGAGAACUGGAGCUGAGGCUACGGCAGUUGCAGGCAGAGGGAGAGAGGGAGGAGGAGGAGAGGAGAGAGCAGAUGGAACAUAAGAUUGAUGAACUAAGGGCGAAAGAUGCAGAUAUUGAAAAGGCUGCAGAGGGAUCUGGCUGGGAGGCAGGGGAAGGAGAGGGAGAAGGAGACGCUGCUGGCAGAGCUCUCAUGCCAGCUGCAUGCUCUAAAAGAAGAGAAAGAAGAGCUGCAUUCCUCGCUCACCUCUGCAAGAUCCGCUCUCAUUAAGGCUGGGCAGACAGCGAGGCACAGGGAAGAGAGAGAGGAGGUGAGGGAGAGGGAAUGGAGGGAGACAGUGAGGGAGGCAGAGAGACGGACCAGUGCCCGUUGCCAGAAAUCCCUCAGAUCUAUCUCCCAAGACAGAGACAAGGUUUGUCCGUUUUAUACUGCCACCUUGGCUACCUAGUUAAGGAAGAGCACUAAAGUGCGUACUGAUUAUCGAUGAGCUAUGUGUGUUUUAUAGUCGUGCUAGUAUAUAGGUGCUAGGGCUAGCUCACAGAGAGUCUGACAGAGUUUUGGCAAGGUUGAAAAAAAAUUUGCCCCAGCCCUCCAUCUCUAAAAAACAAUCAUUAUUACAUCAUUAUAAAAAGACACCCGUACCGGUGGGAUCGAACCGGACCUCACGAUCAACACUGCGCUUCCUUACCCAUCAUACCACACCCAAGAUUAGAGUCCCUCUUCCACUAGUUGGCUUCAGAGCUGAAAACCUUGAAGGAGGAGUUAUCACAGCAACGGAAAACAAUAGAUGGAGUUAUCAAGGAAAGGGAUGUUGCCAUAGCAACCCUAAACACUAACAACCUCUACCAACGCUAUAUUGAUGGCCUUGCAGAGGUCAGAGGGCUUGAAACUAAUUCACAUGACAUACCGUCACGUGAAAUACUGAGUCAGCAGAAUGAGCAGCUGCGUUUGGCCAUUUCCUCAAUGAGACAAGAACUGGAGCAACUUAGCGGUCGGCGUGGCUAUGUGGCUCACCUAGAGCAGGAGUUGGUAAAGGUAAAGAUGGAGAACAGAAGACUGAGAGGAGAGAGAAGGCCUCCCAGUGGCUCCCGCCAGGUCCUAGGGCUGGGAGAAGUUCUGGUGGGCCUCCAGAGAGACAAGAGAGUGGCGGAGGAGAAGGUGGAGAGACUGACAGGAUCUCUGCUGGCAGCUGAGGCCAUGUUGAAGGAGACACAGGAGCAGGUGUUCCAGCUGAGGGCCCUGCAAGUUCCUCCUGUGAAAUGCCAGCAAAAGCUUCUGCAAGCCACUCGCUCCAUUCUGAGCCUUCUGAGAGAGAGAGACUACCUCCUAGCCUCACUUAGGACACUGCAGAGCUACCAGCAGACUGACGUGAAGACUGGGAAUCAGCCAGAGACUGAUGCGAAGACUGGGAAUCAGCCAGAGACUGACGCGAAGACUGGAACCUCUCCCCAAACUCUUCCCCUGCCCCAGCCUGCUGUUGACCUCUCACUCUCCAGUCUCCAUUUCUCUGAUUCUGAAGUGGAAGGUCAGAAGUCACUGGACCAGUUGAUGGAGAAUUGUCUGUCGUCCUCUCCGCCAGCUCCUGAUCCUCAUCCUCCACAGCAGUCAACACGGACCUCAUCUUCUGCUGCUGAGGUAGCUAUGACGAUGUUUGGACAGAAUAUGAAACUCAUUCGGAGGAGGCCACGCCCCCAACAGAGAAGCCAUGGAAUUUUACCUGAUCACCUGACAUGAUAAUAUGCAUGAAAUUAUAGUUCAUAGCAUACCAGCCAUAGGUAUAUUAUAUAGAUAGAUAGAUAGAUAGCAUGUUCUGUUCAAUGUUGAGGUCUUGAACUGCCAUAUAAUUAUAUUAUAAUUUUUGAACACGCACACACAGAAGGCUUAAAAAAAUUAGUGGCAAGUGAAGUUGAUGAUAUAUACAAAAGUAAAAACUGGCAGUAGCUGCCAGGAGAGGAAGAGAUAGAAAGUCUCAUGAGACGGAACAGCAUGUAGAGCCAGGUGGUUUAAAAUUAUCCUUAGGUCUAGUGUGAGAAGAGUCCUUCCCCUCGUUGAUUUUCAGUAGCUGUCUGACGAUGGCCGUGAAGGCUUUCUCCACGUUGUGGCCUGUCUUGGCACUGACCUCUACUGGAGACAGAAACCCAUAGGCAUUCGCUACCUCCUGCACCUGUCUGAAGCUGACUAUCUUCUGGUCCUCAUCUCUACGAUCUACUAGAUCCUUCUUGUUGCCGACAAACAGGACAGGCAUCCCCGCGUCCAGCUCAUUCAGGAGGUAAUAGUUGAGCUCCUUCGCCCAGUAGUCCACAUCUGUCCACGUAUCUUCCUAUAACCAUGGCAACGACUCAGACCACACCCACUGGUGUUAGCUUACAUUGACAAUGUCAUAUACCACUAUCACUGCCUUUGUCUCUGCAUAGAACCUGUUGGUAAUACUCUGGUAUCGUUCCUGGCCUGCAAAGUGUCCCAUAUUUUGAGGUGGACUUCCUGUCCAUCUACUGUCACCACUUUAUCCUUCUCUGCUAUCAGAGUGGACAUUCUCUCGCGGAACUGGUCGUGAACAUAUCUCAUCACUAAACUCGUCUUCCCCACCGCCACUGCCCCUAUCACAAUUAUCUUGUACUCGUUCUGCUCUCGAAGAUGUUCAGUGAGAUUUGGUUCCAUCGCUGCAAGAACUACACGUCUCAAAAUACAAUGAAUUUUAUACCUGCACGCAGAUUUUUUAACAGGCUAUAGCGCUAGGCCUGCCCGAAAUUUGUUUGUU
This is a messenger RNA of Geodia barretti, 3688 nucleotides long. The record is from the annotation of a GenBank genome assembly. NCBI's taxonomy places the organism in Eukaryota, Metazoa, Porifera, Demospongiae, Tetractinellida, Geodiidae.